AUGUUGCGAAAUCUCACGAAGCACGUCGACAUGGACAAGACCUCGGUUGCACGCGUCUCCCAGGUCUCGCUGGUACAGAUUGGUCGGGAGAGGCUAUCCGAUCGGCUCCCUCCGCACGAGUCGUACGAGGGCCGCCACUGGUGGGAUCCCGACUUGACCUGGACAGCCGAUGAAGAGCGCAAAGUGGUCCAGAAGACGGAUUUCUACCUUCUCUCCUGCAUAUGCAUCAUGUUCUUCGGCCUCCAGCUAGAUCGAGGAAACCUAUCCAAUGCUCUCGCCGAUGAUCUGCUUACGGACUUGAAACUUACGAGCAAUGAUUACAACAAUGGAACCACGAUCCAGCUCGUUUGUUUUCUGGCGGCUGAGUUCCCUGUCCAGAUGAUUACGAAGAGGCUUGGGUUCAAAAAAGUCUUGCCGACGAUGAUGUUUCUGUGGGGUAUCGUUUUAAAAGCAUGGGCCCAGGCAUGGAUGACGAACCGCGCCAGCUUCUACAUUACCCGCGCUCUCAUUGGCCUCUUUGAGGGAGGAUUUAUUCCAGGAGUCAUCCUGUUCUCAACAUACUUUUACACGUCUAAGGAGCUCUCAACCCGGCUGGCCGUUUUCUGGUCAACUCUGAAUGUUGCUCGCGUCAUCUCAGCGCUCCUUGCGGCAGGGAUCCUCAAGAUGAGGGGCAUCGGGGGCCACACGGGGUGGUUCUGGUUGUUCCUUUUGGAAGGCGUCCUUACAUGCAUGAUUGCAUUGGUGGCCUUUAUAUGGCUUCCUGCCAGCCCGACCCAGACCAAGGGCAUUCUCUGGCGUAAGCCUUGGUACACGGAACGAGAAGAGGCUAUCAUGGUCAAUCGUAUUCUUCGCGACGACCCGGCCAAGGGACUGACGGCCCUCAAAGAACCGGUUCACUGGAGCAACAUCAAGGAGGCUUGGCUGGAUAAGUCUAUGUGGGGUCUCUACUUCAUCGGCCUGGUCGCCUACAUUCCUGCAACACCCGUCCAGGGCUACCUCACCCUCACGCUAAAGCGCAUUGGCUUCUCGACCUUUGACUCCAACAUGCUGACGGUCCCGUCAGCGGUCCUACAGAUCUUCACCAUGCUUGCCAUAGCCUUCAGCAGCAACUAUUUCAAUGAUCGGGCUUUUCAUAUCUUCUUUGGAAAUUUUUGGGUCAUGCCCCUUCUCAUCGCUCUCAUGGCGCUGCCUAACGGCGGUCGGGACUGGUCUCGCUUUACGCUGGUGACGCUCAUCUCUGGUUAUCCGUACUUCCACCCUAUCGUAUCCUCCUGGAUCUCUGAGAACAGUUUUGACGUCAAAAAGAGGGCUAUCACGGCCGCCACCUACAAUGUCAUUGUCCAAGUCGGCUCCCUCCUCGGCUCCCAGAUCUACCGAGCCGAUGACGCGCCAUACUACCAUCGCGGCAACGCUGUGCUACUCGCUAUCUGCAUCUUGACCCUGGUUGUCGUUAUCAUUCAGCGUGAGUUUCUACGGCAUCUGAACCGGAAGAAGGAUGUAGUGUGGAAAGCCAUGACGGUGGACCAGCAGACGGCGUACCAGAAUGAUAUUCCAGCUCGGGAGAGUGAAGGAAAUAAAAGAUUGGACUUCCGUUUCUCAUAUUAG
Messenger RNA from Penicillium daleae, 1605 nucleotides. Its product is annotated as putative MFS transporter. Bases 1 to 1605 code for a protein of 534 amino acids. The record is from RefSeq and is a predicted model, not a curated record. Gene Ontology annotation, biological process: transmembrane transport. Gene Ontology annotation, cellular component: membrane. Gene Ontology annotation, molecular function: transmembrane transporter activity. Lineage: Eukaryota; Fungi; Ascomycota; Eurotiomycetes; Eurotiales; Aspergillaceae. The transcript is spliced from 8 exons.